AUGCUUCGUAGAGACGAGGCGGUGUCAGCUCGUGGGGCGCCAGCGUUUGCCUUUGCGUCUCGUCACUUGCUACAGACGGGUCACACUGUUCGUGUUAGUACGUGCGCUGCUCGCGUUGGUCCUCGGUACCUCGGGCGUCAGCGGUUUGCGUGUCGCCUUGGGAAACUGCGAGCCAGUGGACCGUUCCCAGAUGGCCCUGAAAACCCGAUUUCGCCCGAUGACCAACCGGACGGUUCAGACAGCGCACUUUUAGAGUCACUGAGGCGGCGCGUUCGGGACCUAUACGGCAGCGAAGAGGCACCCGUCGCGGGGCGUGUGCCGCCGACCAAGGACAGUGCUCUGGAGGCACCGUUGCGACGUGAACGCGGUGGUCGGACUGUUCGUACCUACGUGAGGGCGCAGCAAGAGCGCUCGCAGGCGCUGUUCGUUGUGGGGUCCAUUUUCUUCCUCUCGAUUUUGUCGGGAGUUCUGUUCGUUUUCAUAUACGGGGCGGGUGCGGUUCAUGGCGGGGGUCACAGUGUUCAGCAUAAACCACCAAUUUACGGAACUGACUCCUACGUGAACCCAUACGAGCUAUUGGAAAGUAGCUCGUCUUUCGAUCAGUAG
Messenger RNA from Cyanidioschyzon merolae strain 10D, 606 nucleotides. RefSeq lists its product as hypothetical. The coding region runs from base 1 to 606 and encodes 201 amino acids. Lineage: Eukaryota; Rhodophyta; Bangiophyceae; Cyanidiales; Cyanidiaceae. The transcript has a single exon. The record is from RefSeq and is a predicted model, not a curated record.